AUGGAACACUCAAAUAAAACAUCUUCUGUAAAGUUCAUUCUGCUGGGGUUAUCUAGUGACCCGUACCUCCAGGUGGUCUACUUCCUGGUAUUCCUGGGUAUAUAUCUGAUCACCUUAUCAGGAAACCUUCUUCUCAUCAUCGUGGUGAGGAUCAACCCCAAGCUACAGACCCCCAUGUACUUCUUCCUGAGUCACCUCUCCAUUGUUGACCUUUGCUUCUCCUCCACCAUCGUCCCCAAACUUUUACUCAACACCCUCUCCGAGGACACAAGUAUUUCCUUAGACGGAUGUGCGGCACAGAUGUUCUUCUCUUUAGUCCUUGGGGCAGCAGAAUGCCUAUUGCUUGCUGUGAUGGCCUUUGACAGGUAUGCGGCGAUUUGUAAACCAUUGCACUACAACUCCAUCAUGAACAAAAGACUCUGCAUUGGUUUAGCAUUCAUAGCAUGGAGUGGAGGUUCAGUAAAUGCCACCAUUCAUGUUGUCCUCACCUUCCAACUGCCCUACUGCAAGUCCCAUCAUGUCAAUAACUUCUUCUGUGAGGUGCCUCCAUUCUUACGUAUGUCCUGUAGGGACCCGAGACUUAAUGAGAUCGCCAUGUAUACUGCAGCUGGGAUCAUUUCUUUAUGUGCUUUCCUAUUGACUCUAAUUUCAUAUGUUCAUAUUAUCUCCACAAUCUUGAAGAUCCGUUCCUCACAAGGGAGGCAAAAAGCUUUCUCCACUUGUGCUUCCCAUCUCACGGUUGUCACCCUCUACUAUGGGACUAUUAUGUUUAUCUAUCUACAACCACGCUCAUCUAUCUCUCCUGAAGCCAACAAGGCGGUGUCUAUUGUCUACACAGUGAUCACCCCAAUGUUGAAUCCAAUUAUCUACAGCAUACGUAACAAGGACAUUAAGGGUUCCAUAAUAAGGAUUCCCCCAAGACAAUCCAAUGGUUUUCCUUAA
Nanorana parkeri is the source of this 942-nucleotide messenger RNA. Its product is annotated as olfactory receptor-like protein OLF1. Gene Ontology annotation, biological process: G protein-coupled receptor signaling pathway. Bases 1 to 942 code for a protein of 313 amino acids. Gene Ontology annotation, cellular component: membrane. The record is from RefSeq and is a predicted model, not a curated record. NCBI's taxonomy places the organism in Eukaryota, Metazoa, Chordata, Amphibia, Anura, Dicroglossidae. Gene Ontology annotation, molecular function: olfactory receptor activity; G protein-coupled receptor activity. The transcript has a single exon.